Messenger RNA from Podospora pseudopauciseta, 1910 nucleotides. RefSeq lists its product as uncharacterized. The record is from RefSeq and is a predicted model, not a curated record. NCBI's taxonomy places the organism in Eukaryota, Fungi, Ascomycota, Sordariomycetes, Sordariales, Podosporaceae. The transcript is spliced from 2 exons. Bases 995 to 1681 code for a protein of 228 amino acids.
CUGUCGUGAGAGUGAAGGCCCAGGGCGUUGUUGAAAGCGGCCCUCAAUGCCUGCGUCUUCGGCCGGAGUUAAGUCAUGAUUGUAGGCGACCCUAUCUGCUGGUUGCGAUGUCAUUGUGUGACGUGACCUUGUACUGGUCCACCGGGACCUAACUCCCCGCGACCACAAGUCUCUCUCUGAGUCAAGUGUUUCGAACCAUGGCGUGUCACCUUUGGUGCGGAACGUGGUUCAGUCGAAUUUUUUUUUUCUUUUUUUGCAAUGAAUUUCAAGAUGAGAAGGUGCAAUCAGAUGCCAGGAAAACUCCGGAUUCGGAAACGGCCGCCUUCUAAGAAGUACCCCUGCUAGUGCUAUCGGCAGCUGUUAUCAUAUCGGCAUCUAUGGAUGCGGAAGCUGCCUGAGCUGCCCCGCCAUUCCUUCCCUGGACUCCCGCCGGCGCCCGGUUCUCACACCGAUCAUCUGUCACGAGGCAGGUACAGAGCCCGUUCAAGGUCUAGCUUCCAAGCCGACAACUGUCCGUGACAGAGACACCGCUAUCGCAGCUCGGAGCCAAAGUCGUCACAGGCCAGUACCUGAUUCGCUGGGCCUUUCAAUGUUGUCCAACAGCUUGCCAUCUCUUGUCUCGGAGGCGCGGACGGGGCAGUAAGCCAUGUUGGCAUACCUCACCAGGCAUACAGAAAACAGCGAAUCAAGCUCGGGCACGACCCUCUCGCUUUACGUAGCAUGAAAAAGGAACCCUUGGUAUCCAAUUCCCGGCCCGGCGUGUGUGGGAAGACGGACGGCCGUUUGCAUCAGACCUAAGAUAUACCAGGUAGUUAAACCAGACACCUGCCCGUUCCAGUCCCGGAUCCGCGGUCAGCUAUCUUCUCCUCAUUCUUCCAAACAAAAAGAUCUUCUGUUUUCUAAUCCCAUAAUCUCGAGUCCGUCUUCUGUGUUGUCGUGUACUCUGCUUGUCCAACCCAACCACACCACCACCACCACCAUCACCAUCAUCACGAUGUCCUCCCUCCCCCCCAACGUCCACAUUUCCACCCACCCCUGCCUCCAAGCCAAACUCUCCCAACUCCGCUCCGCCUCCACCACCGCCCGCGACGCCAAAACCCUCAUCAACGAAAUAACCCUAAUCCUCGGCACCGAAGCCCUCGCCAGCGCCCUCACCAGCUCCCCAGGCCCAACAGACACAACCCCCCUAGGCUUCACCUACCCAACAACCCACCUCUCCCCCUCAACCAUCUCCCUCGUCCCAAUCCUCCGCUCCGGCCUCUCCAUGGUCGACCCCCUCUCUUCCCUCUUACCCCAUCCCCCACCAAUCCACCACCUCGGCCUCUUCCGCGAACCUUCCACCCUCCUACCGGUAGAAUACUACAACAACCUCCCCAACCACCUCUCCUCCUCCUCCUCCUCCGAAAAAACCCCCGACCUCACCAUCGUCCUCGACCCCGUCAUCGCCACCGGCGGGACUUCCGCAGCCGCGAUCCAGACCCUAAAGGAAUGGGGUACAAAGCGUAUUCUCGUCCUAUCCAUCCUAGGAGCCAAGCCAGGCGUCGAACUAGCGGCGAACGAAUGGCCAGAGGGGACAGAGAUCUGGCUUGCCGGGUUGGAUGCCGAGCUCACCGAACGUGGCAUGCUCAAACCAGGCAUGGGAGACGUGGGGGAUAGGUUGUUCUUGACCAUCGGGAAGUAGUAGUAUGAGCCUUAUGCUUUGGGACAACCUUGAACAUCGUGGUUGGAUAAUUACUGGAGAGAGAAAUAUCAAAGAGAGAAAAGAGGUGGAUAGAAGGAAGGCAUGCUGCAAAACUAAACACAAAUGAAUGAAAUGGAUAGUGAUCAAAUGUUGUUUAUUUCCCCACCCUCUCUCUCCCAUGCAAAUGUCUGUGUUGAUGCUCUACAUACAUUGAAUGUGAAAAAGCCCC